AUGAGGGCUCCUUCAUUGUUUGGGCCAGCGACGGCUGGCCUAGCGACUUUAUUCGCCUUACCGACCGUUUACGCUCUGACAUUCGACGCCGUUUCCAUGCCCGACUUCGAACUGUCUUCCCUUGGCCGGGUGACCAUCACUGGUGACUUCGACGGCGUAUCGCUUUACCAAUAUCAAGGACAAUCAGAAAUAACCCGGCGCCAGGGCUCCUCUAUUUUGACUCCGCUUCCAAAUGGCAUACUCACGAACCUCACCUCCGCCGACGCGCAGAUCCGUGAUAUGUGUGCAUACACAAAGCCAGAUGGGACUUUGGGAGGAAUCUUCGUCGCCGGAAACUUCAGCAGUCUUGGGGGAGUCGAUUCACCAGGGGCUGCGCUCUUUAGCCCCAAUUCAAGUCAAAUCACCGCCUUGUCGGGCCUCAAUGGCUCGGUAUCGACCGUGCUCUGCGACCAGUCAACAAACCGUGUUUACGUUGGUGGAGACUUCUUGCGCGACCACUCUUCAAAUGCCGCCGUCUGGACUCCCGACCAUGGAUGGACUGAUUUGCCCUUCGACGGCUUCAAUGGACCUGUGACGUCGAUUAUCAAAGAUGACAGCGACCACAUCAUCUUUGGUGGAUCUUUCACUGGACUUGGCAAUAGCACCAAACCUUCUUCUAGCAGCAACAAUACCAAGCAGAUUCUCAAUCUGUCGAGUGCGACCAUUACGGCUGACGCCAAAAGCUCCCUGAGCGGUUACGAGGAUCCCACCAACAUUGUGUGCUCGACUAGCGGCGUUGCAGGCAAGGGUAAGACCUAUCUGCUUCACGACUACGCUCCCGGUUAUUGGCGUGCCGAUCUUGGCUUCACGUUCUUCCCGACCAAAGUCCGCCUUUAUAACACUCAUCUCGAUGGCCGCGGUACCAAGGACUUUUUGUUCCGCGCUCUGCCCGACGAUGGCAUCAUGAAUUUGACCUAUACCGAUACUUCCGGUAACAAGAUCCAUUGCGACUCGUCUUGCCCCCUUUCUAGCAGCACUAGCGAGAAAUAUCGUGAUUUCACCUUGGUAAAUCCCGUUGGUAUGGAGGGUUUCCAGAUCGAGAUUUUGGCUUGGUACGGACAAGGUGCCGGUUUGAACGGUAUCGAAGUCUUCCAAGACCAGAUCAUGUCUUAUGCCGUCGAUGACUACAAUGAGCCAUCAUGCGCUGGCAUUGAGUACCCCUCGAAGUCGACGAGCACCGGCACCUGGACCGUUGGCUCCGGAUACCUCAUUGCAAAUGUAACGGAUUCAAACGACUUGGAUACAUCCGUUGUCUUUGAACCUGAUGUCAAGGAGUCCGGUAACUACACCAUCCUUGUGUAUACCCCUGGAUGCAAAGCCGACGACACUUGCGAUUCUCGUGGUAUGGUCAAUGUUACAGCCGUUCUUGCUACUGACACGGAUGCCGCGCAACCGUCUCCGACCACUAUAUACCAGACUAACGACUAUGACAAGUAUGACACCCUAUUCUCUGGAUAUGUGGAAGCCGCUAGUAGUUCUUUCCGCCCCCGUGUCACUCUUCGGCCCAUUGUUGGUCAGGGAGAUAUUACCGUUGUUGCGUCCAAAGUUCGAUUUGACCUGCUAUCCGCAUCCAACACCACGAAUACGACUGGCAACCUGAAUGGAUUGUACGAUUACAACCCGAAGUCAACGAGCACUUCCAACCUCGACAACUCGGAUAUCAACAAGGCUGGCACAUCACUCAACGACAGCGCUUCUAUCAACAAAUUGGCGCAGCACGAUGGUGUGGUCUACGUUGCUGGUAACUUCUCCAACUCGAAUAUUCAUAACGUCAUGUCUAUCACCGAUGGAAAUGCCACUGCCAUGCCAAACGGUGGCUUGAAUGGGGAGGUCCUAGCCAUGACAGCGUCAGACAGCUACUUGUACGUUGGUGGCAAGUUUACCGGCACCUCUGACGGUGGUGUCAGCGGUCUCUAUCAUGUGGCUUCUUACUCUUACUCCACCAAGGAAUGGUCAGCGAUGGGCGAUGGUCUGAAUGGCCCAGUUAAUACGAUUUACCCGAUCGAGUUGAACGUCUCUACUGCGAUCAACGAGACUACCUAUGCUGUGAGCGGUGAUUUCGACGAGAUCCGUGCCACCAGUGACCGACCCGCCAUUUACGUAGCUGGCUUUGCCAUCUGGGUGCCUUCCCAGAAGACCUGGCUGCAGAGCCUCAAUGAUACCCAAAUGGAGUUCGCUGGUCAGCUGUCCGCGGUCGCCACAUACAAUGAAACCUCCAUUCUUGCUGGCAGCCUUGCUACUGACGGUAUUUCUGCCGGAGGUGCAGUGUCAUUGCAGAACGGCGAUGAUCUGAACCUGGUGCCUUUGGAUAUCAACUUGAACCACACCACGUCUAAUAUCGGUGUAUUUACUGGUGUUUACGACACUGAGUCUGGGCGAAAUCUCACCAUUGUUGGUGGCCAGUUUGUCACGACCGCCAGCAACGGAUCUACCAUCAACAACCUUGCUUUCUUGAACGGCACUCAGCAGACUAUCACUGGUCUUCCCCAGGGUCUGCAUAGCAACUCGACCUUUUAUUCCAUGGUUGUGCACAAUGACACCCUUUAUGCUGGUGGUCUCGUUACUGGAACGAUUGGCGGUGGCAGUGUGAGCGGUCUGGUGUCCUAUGAUCUGUCCACGAACACUUUCCAGGAAAGCCAACCUUGGUCACUCCACGGAGACAACGUCACGGUUAACUCAAUUGCUGUGCGCCCCGGUUCGUCUGAUAUCUAUGUUGGCGGUAACUUCGAGACUGCUGGCUCUCUUACUUGCACUAGUGUUUGUGCUUGGGACCCCAAUGAGCAAUCAUACUCUUGGCCUGGUGUGACAAUCAGUGGUACCGUGCUUUCGCUCACUUGGGCGACCUCAACGACUUUGUAUGCCGUGGGAGAUCUCGACAUCUCGGGCAACAAGACUGUCGCCGCCGCAUUCAGCACAAAGUCACAGACCUGGACCGCCCUUGAUGGCGCAUCCGCCUCGCGCAUCCCUGGUAACAUCACUGCGUUCGCACCUGCUAGCGAGGACAUGUCGGAGUUCUGGGUUGCAGGCACAGCGACUAACGGAUCGGCCUUCCUCCUGAAGUACGCGGGCUCCAAGUUUGCCUCUCCUGGUAACCUGUUCGCUGAGGGGACGGACAUUCGUGGCAUGGAGAUUCUUCCUCUCACCAAGGACCACUCGGCUACUUCCCUCCUGAAGAACGACCAGACUCUGCUUAUAAUGGGCAACCUUGUUCUUCCUGGGUUCGGCCUGGCUUCUGCGGCUCUCUACAAUGGCACCGCGGUCACUCCCUUCAUUCUUUCGUCCAAGUACAAUGGAAAGCCGGGCAGCAUGUCCCAAAUGUUCACGGAACACCAGAACCCGUAUACCAGCGGAACAUCUCAACACUCCAACGGUAUCGUCGUUCUAGUAGCAUUCUGCUGCGCCCCAGGCACGGUCUUCCUUAUCGUCGCCUGCGGCGUCAUCAUGAACAAGAUCCAGCGCCGCCGCCAAGGCUACGCCGCGGCACCACAAACCUUCGGAACAGACCGACCAACUGAUAUGACCCGCGUACCACCGCAGUACCUCUUUAGCCACCUGGGCGCGACGCAUCCUACCGCCCCAACCAUCUAA
Penicillium maclennaniae is the source of this 3627-nucleotide messenger RNA. RefSeq lists its product as uncharacterized. Gene Ontology annotation, cellular component: plasma membrane of growing cell tip. Lineage: Eukaryota; Fungi; Ascomycota; Eurotiomycetes; Eurotiales; Aspergillaceae. The transcript has a single exon. Gene Ontology annotation, biological process: positive regulation of establishment of bipolar cell polarity regulating cell shape. The record is from RefSeq and is a predicted model, not a curated record. Gene Ontology annotation, molecular function: protein binding. Bases 1 to 3627 code for a protein of 1208 amino acids.